Osmia lignaria (orchard mason bee) is the source of this 1399-nucleotide messenger RNA. RefSeq lists its product as uncharacterized. The record is from RefSeq and is a predicted model, not a curated record. Lineage: Eukaryota; Metazoa; Arthropoda; Insecta; Hymenoptera; Megachilidae.
GGAACUGAAAGAAAAUAUUAUUUAAAUUAUGGGUUAUAUGGUGUAACGUUAUCAUGAAGUGAUUUCAAUUUCAUAUUCAUCUGUUAUUAUAUAAAAAUUUGUCAAUUUGAGAACAAGUAUGUUGCACUUUCUCUGAAGAAUAGUAUGUCUGAGAAAUACGUAAAGGAUAUUUUAGAAAAAUUGGAAGAAAUCGAAAAACUUCACACGAAGCUUCGGACUUUGGUACCCAGAGUGAAAAAUGAUAAUUCCGAAAAUACCGUUUCAAUCCCUGCUGAGGAACUUUCAAAGAGGAUCAACAAGGUUGGAAUGAAGGAGGAUAAUAAGAAUUUGCCUAAACAAACACCAGUCGAUAUUCAUCGUUCUUUUGAAACGUUAAAAAAUUUAUAUAAAUCUUCAAAAACUAAUAUUAAAAACUUGGUCACGCCUCCCGAGCAUGAUUCAAGAUAUUUCAAAGGCGGUAAAUGGAGAAGAUUGAGGAGCAAUUCCGUGGAUUUUGUUAAGAAACAAUGGCAGGAAAAAGGAGAUAAAUUCAAGAAUUUCCUAUCUAACAUUGUUGAACGUGAUAUCAUUUUGGUGAGCAGAGCUUCUCAAACGUCGUCAGACACUAUAAAUCCCUCCGUAAGAAAUGAAGAGAAAACUGAAUUUUCUUCGAGGAAUAACCAGUUUCCCAAGAAGAGAAGACGCAGCGUACAGGAUCAAUUAGAACGAUUACUAGAGCAUUUUAAUUACUCCCGUGAUCCUGACCAUGCGAAUGGUAACAGAGUAUCGACGCAACGUCACAGUCUGGACAAAGACGAACCACGAAGAGUGCAGACAAAUUUAUCGAUUCCGGAUGAGCAGACUGAAACAAUGAAGAUUAUUUCAUCUGCUGAGAGAAUUUCCAUUAACAAUAAUAGAAGGUGGUCUUCGUUAGAUAAUCAAGGGCAGAAAUUUUUGAAAAAAACGUAGAAAUAGCUGAUCAGAGUAAUAAACUUAAUACAAAAUCAGAGGAUUAAUUAAAAUUUGCUAUUCGAUGUAUCAAAAUUACACUUGAUAUCUCGUGUAGUCGCGGUAGAACGCCAUCUGAAACCAGUUGGAGAAGAAACGUUGCCCAUGGGGCAGUUCUUCAAGGUGGUAGGACAGGAAGGAAAUGUUUGAAAGAAACCUUAGAGCGCGUGGGCUGGACGAUGAGAGCACCGGAAAGGCAGGUUCCACCGGAAGUCACGCAGGCCCAAACGUAACAUUACGAUCACGAGUAAACCCUUCGAUCGUGCCUCGUUUAAUUUCUGAUUUCCCGAUGAACCGGACUCGCUAAUCCCUGUUCAGUUUCUAUGAAUUAGAACUUCCUCCAUUCACUUACGUUUCUUUAAUUCGAUUAUAUAUUUCAAAAUUGUAUUUCCAACAAAAGAAAACAACUAUC